UGAAAAUGAAACAACAUCCUUCCCCCUUCCCUUUGAUCUUCGCUCUCUACUGCUUCUGUGCUCUACAGUUCACCUCAGGGUUUCCUCAGCCUGUCUCCCGUUCUAUGGAUGCGCCAGACAUUCCUAAAAGCGAGCUGGCACUAUGUUUCAGUCAGUGGACAGAACUGUCUAAUCAACCCCAGAUCUCCAGUAAAGUAAUGGAUCUUUGUAAUGCUAUUUUUAAUAGCAUGCAGAUAGAGGAGGAAAACAAUGAGGACAUAUACAAAAGAUUUUUAUUUCACUACUCCAGAGUUCAAGAACCAACAUAUCCACUUAAAACUGGGUCUUCCCCGGUGCAUCCUUUAAUGCGCCUUGCUUCAAAGCUCUCUGAGAGAAGAAUGAAAAGAUUCCUUGAUCCAGAAUCACAGAUUGCUGCUGCAGAGUUUACCAAAAAGGAUAGUGCUGGUACCAUGGGACGGCCUUUUUUUCUUUUCAGGCCUAGAAAUGGAAGAACUAUCGAAGAUGGUGGUGAGUAGGCCUCUGAAAGAAUUCCAUGGAAUAUGAA
This is a messenger RNA of Malaclemys terrapin pileata, 544 nucleotides long. It is a transcript of the gene NMS, whose product is annotated as neuromedin S. The transcript is spliced from 11 exons. Lineage: Eukaryota; Metazoa; Chordata; Testudines; Emydidae. The coding region runs from base 6 to 515 and encodes 169 amino acids. The record is from RefSeq and is a predicted model, not a curated record.